CGAAAACUUAUAUUACCUUUCUAAACGUUUCCAGAAAGUCGAAAGAAUACACCUACCGAACACUAUCUCCAUCCAAUCAUCCAACCAUCGGCGUACGAUCCUCCACGCGACUCUUACUGCGACACUCCAUCAUGGAGGAAGUCAAUGAUCCCUUCAGCCUCGCAUCCCGACGACGCCAAGACGUAACAAAAGAACAAAUCAAGAACGAUUACCCGCAAGGCGACGCACGCCGACUUCGAAAGUUCUAUACUCGACAGAAUAAGCUUAUAGACCAGUUUCUCGGCGUCGAUGAUGAAGAGAGGGCGCAGGCUGAGGAAGAGGCUCGAGUCGCUGGCAAAAUAAAGUUUGCGGUUAACGCGUCCUUCGUAGUCAACUUUUGUCUUUUCGUCAUUCAGUUGUAUGCGGCUAUCUCGACGGGAUCACUGGCACUUUUUGCCACAGCAGCAGAUGCGUUUAUGGAUCUUGUUUCUUCUUUUGUCAUGCUUAUCACCUCUUGGCUGGCGGCUCGACCGAGCAUCUACAAAUAUCCUGUUGGUCGAACGCGGAUCGAAACCAUUGGCGUCAUACUGUUCUGCGCCCUCAUGACAACGGUCGCGGUCCAGCUUCUGAUCGAAUCGGCCAGAACAUUGGGCACCGGCAAGACCGAGUCUGAGGAGCUCCACCUGAUACCAAUUAUCUUUGUUUGCGUUGCUAUUUUCAGCAAAGCAUCCCUCAUGCUGUACUGCAUGACUUAUCGGAAGUAUCCAUCGGUUCAUGUGUUCUUUAUUGACCACCGUAACGACAUUGCUGUCAACAGCUUUGGCCUCAUAAUGUCGGUAGUAGGUGACAAGUUCAUCUGGUAUCUGGACCCUAUCGGUGCUAUCUGCAUUGCACUUCUGAUCCUUUUCUCAUGGAUCUCUAAUGCUUUUGAGCAAAUAUGGCUACUGGUCGGUAAGGCAGCGCCUCAAGAGUUCAUCGCCAAGUUGAUCUAUAUGAGCAUAACGCAUGAUGACCAGAUCUCUAUGGUUGAGACAUGCCGCGCGUAUCAUGCUGGGCAAAAGUAUUACGUUGAGGUAGAUAUCGUCAUGGAUGAGCAAACAUCUCUCAAGAUCAGCCAUGAUGUUGCCCAGUCACUGCAGCGAAAGAUUGAAGGACUUGGUGAUGUUGAGCGGGCAUUUGUUCACGUCGAUUAUGAAUGUGAGCACAGCAUCCAUGAAGAGCACAAGCCACUUUAUGAUAGAAAGUUGUAAAUGAGGGCAAACAUGAGCGAUAUUAUACGGUUCAGCC
This is a messenger RNA of Fusarium verticillioides 7600, 1266 nucleotides long. RefSeq lists its product as hypothetical. Gene Ontology annotation, biological process: transmembrane transport; monoatomic cation transport. The record is from RefSeq and is a predicted model, not a curated record. The transcript is spliced from 8 exons. Gene Ontology annotation, molecular function: monoatomic cation transmembrane transporter activity. Gene Ontology annotation, cellular component: membrane. The coding region runs from base 132 to 1229 and encodes 365 amino acids. Lineage: Eukaryota; Fungi; Ascomycota; Sordariomycetes; Hypocreales; Nectriaceae.